GCGACGACUGCUGAGAAUUCGUUGCGAUCUUCAUGGCAGAUUCGAAAUUCCUCCAAGAUGUCUGGACGACUGGCGAACAAGAUUGCGGUGGUGACGGGCGCCGGCGGGGGCAUUGGCCGGAAGAGCGCGCUGCUCUUCGCCCUCGAAGGCGCCAAGGGCGUUGUGUGCGCAGACCUGAACCUCGACGCGGCCAAGGAAACGGCGAGACUCGUCGCGGAACUCGUGGGCAACAAGAAAGUGGCGGUCGCGAUCGGCGCCGACGUGUCCAAGAGUGACCAGUCCAAAGCAAUGAUUGACCUGGCAGAGAAGACCUUUGGGGGACUCCAUGUGUUGUUCAACAACGCCGGGCUCAUGCACAGCAACGAUGACGAUGCGGUGUCAACGUCAGAACAAGUGUGGGAUCUCACCAUGGCGGUCAACGUGAAGGGAGUGUUCUUCGGAUGCAAGCAUGCGAUUCCGGCCCUUCGCCGCUCCGGUGGGGGGUCGAUCGUGAACACGGCCUCUUUCGUCGGGGUUCUUGGCGCCGCGACGCCGCAACUGGCGUACACCGCGAGCAAGGGUGCCGUGAUCUCCCUCACCCGCGAGCUGGCGGUCAUCCACGCGCGAGAAAACAUCCGCGUGAACGCGCUCUGCCCAGGCCCCCUCAACACGGAGCUACUGCAGAAGUUCCUGGACACGGAAGAGAAGAAGCAGCGCCGUCUCGUGCAUGUCCCCAUGGGAAGGUUCGGGGAAGCGGCAGAGAUGGCCAAGGCGGCGCUAUUCCUCGCGAGCGAUGAUGCGUCGUACAUCACUGGCACCAAGUUCCUCGUUGACGGCGGCAUCACCGCGGCCUACGUCACCCCCGAGCAAAAGGUCGACCCGUUCGGAGGCCCGGCUGACCUUUAAACACGCUGGAAUUGCACCAAAAGAAUGCAAUAUUUGGAUUCCUCAUUGCCGUAGUAGUAUUAAUAAUACUAUCCCCUGAAAUUGGCA
Messenger RNA from Aphanomyces astaci, 972 nucleotides. RefSeq lists its product as hypothetical. Gene Ontology annotation, molecular function: oxidoreductase activity, acting on the CH-OH group of donors, NAD or NADP as acceptor. Lineage: Eukaryota; Oomycota; Saprolegniomycetes; Saprolegniales; Verrucalvaceae. The coding region runs from base 58 to 885 and encodes 275 amino acids. The transcript is spliced from 2 exons. The record is from RefSeq and is a predicted model, not a curated record.